This is a messenger RNA of Triticum aestivum (bread wheat), 1110 nucleotides long. RefSeq lists its product as uncharacterized. The record is from RefSeq and is a predicted model, not a curated record. The transcript is spliced from 8 exons. Lineage: Eukaryota; Viridiplantae; Streptophyta; Magnoliopsida; Poales; Poaceae. The coding region runs from base 1 to 1110 and encodes 369 amino acids.
AUGCCAUAUUCGCUCCACGUCGUUGGGUUCCUCUUCCUCGGUGGGUUCUUCUUUGCCGGUUCGAGUGCUGAUGAGGCGCGGCUGCGACGCCAGGCACGGCAAGAUAUCCGUCGUGGGAAGCAUCCUGUAGAUUCAUCAUCUGUUGGAAGGAACGUUCGGCCUGUACUUGAAGAGCUGGUUGAUCCUUGUCUUCUUGCUGUUAGAGCUGCAUCUGACGUGGAAGUUUUGUGUCGUCCGUAUUUUACUGUUGGUUGGUUGUUUGGUUCCUCGCGUGGACCGACUCCUUCUGUUCUUCCUACACCUGUUGUUAGUCGUGUUGAUGCUGUUUGGAAUCGUCGGAAGCGAAGGAUUCUUCGAGAUUAUUACACCAGCAAAAAAAGAGUUCCUUCUAUGGAGCCGCCAUUUGCUAAGGAAAAUAUAUUACUUCUUAAAGGCGUUUCACGUGUUCGCUCUUAUUAUGGUGGUCCUGAGUAUGUUUGCCCGGCGUGCCAUGCUUCAUUUUGGUUUCUGGAGGGCUGUAAGAGUUAUGCUACUGGUGGUGGUCGCCUUCCAGUGUAUACUGGCUGCUGCAAGGGAGGCAAGGUGCCGUUGCCUUCAUUUCCCGAUUGGCCAUCUCCACUUAAGGAUUUGAUUAAGUUUGAUGGAGGUCCUGUCUCUAGCCGUUUCAUGCGUUUGAUUAGGCAUUACAAUUCUAUGUUUUGCUUCACAUCUCUUGGCGCUCGAGUUGAUCAGAGUAUUAAUGUUGGCGGGGGUCCCUAUGUCUUCAAGAUGAAUGGGGUGGUUUAUCAUCGUAUUGGUCCUCUUCUUCCUUCGGGGAAUAGUGCGCCAAAGUAUGCUCAGCUUUAUAUGGUGGACUCUGCUGAUGAAGUGCAGUUGAGAAUUAGUGCCUUUGAUCGUCAAGGAGCUAAAACGCUUGAUCCUGAUCCAGGCAUUGUGGCUUCUCUUAUUGCUAUGUUAAAUAGGCAUCAUAAAUUGGUGCAUAAGUUUAGAAUGGCUAGGGCAAAUCUGUGUUCUCCUUCUGCUCCUAGGGUGGCUAUACAUUUUAUGGGUGAUGAAGGUGGUGGUCAUGGUGACCGUUUUUCUGGUCCUGCUUCAUAUUUAAUGUUAUAG